UUGGGCUUUUGGUUCCUGUGUUUUGUCUCGCAAAUUGAAACGGCACCGUUUUGCGCUUUUGACCCACCCAAAGCCCCACCCGCGGCGACUUUGCCCAGCUGCUGGACAUCACCAGUCUUCAAGACGAGACCACAGUUUCUGAACUGGAACUCUCGAAGAUCAUAAACCCUAGCAAAAAUGUCGAGGCCUCUGAUCCUCUUCGCUUUGCUUUUCCUUCUUCCCAUCCUCUGCAGAUCCUUCUCUCCUGAAAAUCCCGGCAACCGGCGCGUCCUUGUUUUGGUCGAUGACUUCGCCAUUAAAUCUUCACACUCUAUCUUCUUCAGAUCCCUCCAGACUCGUGGCUUCGAACUCGAUUUCAAGCUCGCUGACGAUCCCAAGAUCAGCUUGCAGAGAUACGGACAGUACUCUUACGAAGGCUUGAUUCUGUUUUCCCCCACGAUCGAGCGUUUUGGAGGAUCCAUUGACCUGCCUGCAAUCCUGGAUUUUGUUGAUUCUGGUAAUGAUUUAAUUAUUGGGGCUGAUGCUUCUGCAUCCGAAUUAAUUCGGGAAAUUGCCAAUGAGUGCGGAGUUGACUUUGAUGAGGAUCCUGCAGCUAUGGUUAUUGAUCACACCAGCUACGCGGUUGUGAACACCGACGGAGAUCAUACAUUGAUUGCUAGUGAUGAUUUCAUUCAGUCUGAUGUAAUUUUGGGAAGCAAGAAGAUUGAGGCUCCAGUACUUUUCCAGGGGAUAGGUCAUUCAUUAAAUCCUGCCAAUAGCUUGGUGUUGAAAGUUCUCUCCGCUUCUCCUUCAGCAUACUCUGCCAAUCCAAAGUCCAAGUUGUCAGAUCCUCCAUCAUUGACUGGAUCUGCAAUUUCUUUGGUUUCAAUUGUGCAGGCAAGAAAUAAUGCUCGCAUUUUGAUCUCUGGCUCAUUAAGUAUGUUCAGCAAUCGGCUUUUCAGAUCAAGCGUGCAGAAGGCUGGUAGCUCAAUUAAACAUGAGAAAUCUGGGAAUGAGCAGUUUUUUACUGAGCUGAGCAAAUGGGUUUUCCAUGAAAGAGGUCAUCUCAAGGCUGUAAAUGUUCGACACAACAAAGUUGGGGAAGCAAAUGAACCUGCAAUGUACAGGAUCAAUGAUGACCUGGAAUAUUUUGUUGAAGUAUAUGAGUGGUCUGGAACAAGCUGGGAACCAUAUGUGGCCGAUGAUGUUCAAGUGCAGUUUUACAUGAUGAGCCCAUAUGUUUUGAAGAACUUGCGAACAGACAAGAAGGGUCUUUAUUCUACAAGAUUCAAGGUUCCUGAUGUUUAUGGGGUUUUCCAGUUCAAGGUUGAGUAUCAAAAGCUUGGAUACACAGGCUUGACCCUAUCAAAGCAGAUUCCAGUCCGGCCCUUCAGACACAAUGAAUAUGAAAGAUUUAUCCCUGCAGCAUAUCCUUACUAUGGAGCAGCAUUUUCUAUGGUAAGGCUCUGGCUCUCUCUCUCUUUCUCUCCCUCCCCCCCCCCUCCCCUCCUCCCAAAAAAACCCCAAACAAGUGUAUAAAAACUUUAUGCACACUGCAGUUUCAAUGCCUUCUGGGGGGUGGUGGAAAUUUGAAGGAUGUUAUAGACUUGUGGCUAGAAUGAAUACUAGCCUAGGCAAACCAGCCUCCACAAUCUUUUCCCAGCAGCAUUCUCCUUCAUAUGUUCAACAUAGACCUGAACUGGCCAUUUUGUCUGGUACCCUGUGGUGCAUCUCAAAUUAAGCUGCAAAUAAGUCAGACAAUGGAGAAUAAUGGCACCGAUUAUUCCUCACUAGUUUUGCAUCCGGAUCCAGAUUGACCUAUCCAGUCGUAACCAAGCUUGUUUUAGUAGAGCCCAUUUUAGCUUGUGACCUUGAGCUUGACUUGCAGUGUAUCAAGCCUAAGCAGCUUCCGCGUAUAUCCUUCAUAAAAUUUAUAUGAAAAUUCCAGGUUUACACUGACGUAUUAUGUGGGGGUUACUGAUGCAGAUGGCAGGUUUCUUCAUCUUCUCCUUUGUUUUCCUGUACAACAAGUAGCUGGGGAACAUGCCGUUCCAUUGGGAUUGAGAGGCCUGGUUUCGAAAUUAGGAAAUUUUGAGGGAACCAUGAAACGGACACAAAUGUUAGAAGACAUUAUUACAAGGGCUGAUAUCAUGUCAUUUUGGUGGCAAAGGAAGGCUUAUUAUAGUCCUGUUGUUGUAGUCGUAACUACUGUCGUUGCUUAUUUUUGCGUGGCCCUAUUUAGUGUGGCUAUUUCAUUAGAAGAAAAAAGUGUUUAACCUUUAACACAAGGGCAAUUAUACUGGUUUAAAUUCCAAUGACUGGUCGUUCAAUUGGUACAAUUGUUCACCUAUUUUCCUGACUAAA
Molecule: messenger RNA, 2343 nt
Organism: Malania oleifera
Lineage: Eukaryota; Viridiplantae; Streptophyta; Magnoliopsida; Santalales; Ximeniaceae
Product: dolichyl-diphosphooligosaccharide--protein glycosyltransferase 48 kDa subunit
Exons: 12
Coding region: 178-1518 (446 amino acids)
Cellular component (GO): oligosaccharyltransferase complex; endoplasmic reticulum membrane
Source: RefSeq, a predicted model, not a curated record